This is a messenger RNA of Saccostrea cuccullata (small rock oyster), 878 nucleotides long. RefSeq lists its product as uncharacterized. The record is from RefSeq and is a predicted model, not a curated record. Lineage: Eukaryota; Metazoa; Mollusca; Bivalvia; Ostreida; Ostreidae. The coding region runs from base 87 to 809 and encodes 240 amino acids. The transcript is spliced from 5 exons.
UUUAACAAUUAUAGAUAAUAUUUUAUAAAGUGGGCAUGAAGUUUUGAAGUAUUACUGAAGGAGGACUACAAAGGUUCGUUUCCGAAAUGGUUUCUUUUCAAUUGUUCACCAUAGUCUUCACACUUACAUUUUAUUUUAGCUUCAAUGAAGCCACCCAUAAUAGAUGUGCUACUGAAGUGUGCAUGGACAGUAAAAUUGAUAUUAAUAAAGAACUGAGCGAAAGAAUAAAUUUUACAAAUGGACCAGAAGGAUUGCGCGUUCGCUUCAAACCCGGCCUCUUUAGCUUUGGGUGCAGCUACUUUGACAUGUACAAGGCUUGUGUACCUACGGGGUUGGAUCCAUGUAUUCCAAUAGAGUACCGACAGAGGGCGAAGGAAUUUUUUGAAGCUUACGAUGACAUUGCAUGUACCAAAGACGAUAGACUGGACAAAUUGAUUGACUGUAUGAACAUGGACAAAGUCCAAAAAAUGUUUUUUGAGGACUUGCUGAUUAAUGGUUUCUCCCUUCUGUCUCGAAUGAAAACGAAUGAUUCUGAUGUAUGCAGUGAAAUGAAGUCGAAAAUCAGUGAGACUGUGACAAAGCUCUCGGCCUAUUGCGACCAUGAUGGUCUGCGAGCUCUUUUGCAGUACAUGAACGAACUGGCAGAGGAGCUACAGGACGUUUUCCAAAUGAUUGCACGUGAAACGGGAUACGAAGAAAUUUGCUAUGACGAGUUUAUGGAAGUGACGUCAUCAUCCCAGAGUUCCCUUACCAGACGAGCUUCAUUCAUGAAGACCCCCCGGAUCGUCCGAUCUCUGCUUGGAUUUUAAUUCUCUACUGUUUGUUUUCUCAUUAAAGCAAUCAUGCAUGGAAUAAAAAAUGAGUAUUGCAAACCACAA